Molecule: messenger RNA, 231 nt
Organism: Dovyalis caffra
Lineage: Eukaryota; Viridiplantae; Streptophyta; Magnoliopsida; Malpighiales; Salicaceae
Source: the annotation of a GenBank genome assembly
AUGAAAGAGGUGGACCGAAGCUACUUGCCACGCAUGGCUGGUGGCAUGCCGUCCAAAGAAGGUCACUCUGGUGGCGAAAGGAAUGAAAAAGAGGGGAGGAAUUUCGAGAAAGCAGCUGGUAGAAGCCAUAUUGCUUAUAAGUCAUUAUCAAACCGACUUCUUCAUGAUGAUAAACUUGUAGAAACAAUCUACGUAAGAGCCGAAAGGUGGAGUAAUCCAUCUCGGGAGUAG